AUGGAUAAAUUUAAGGCUGCACUCGUGCUGGCUGGGGUGGGGGAUGCUCUGGGGUACCGCAACUUCUCCCGGGAGAAUAACGCCUUGGGUGCAAAGAUCCAGCAGGAGCUGAAGGAAAUUGGAGGGCUUGAGAACCUGGUGCUGUCCCCAGACAAGUGGCCAGUAAGUGACAACACGCUCAUGCACAUGGCUACAGCAGAGGCUGUCAUCACAGAUUACUGGUGUCUGGAAGACCUGUACCGGGAGCUGGUGAGACGCUACGUGGACGCCCUGGAGAGGCUGCCAGGGAGGCGCCCGGACCCCGCCACCCUGGAGGGCUGCAGGGAGCUGAAACCAGACAACUACCUGCUUGCCUGGCACACCCCCUUCAACGAAAAGGGGUCUGGCUUUGGAGCAUCCACCAAAGCCAUGUGUUUAGGGAUGAGGUACUGGAAGCCAGAGAGGCUGGAGGCACUGAUUGAAGUGAGCAUCGAGUGUGGAAGGAUGACCCACAACCAUCCCACAGGCUUUCUGGGGUCCCUCUGCACGGCUCUCUUCGUGGCCUACGCCAUCCAAGGGAAACCCCUCGUGCAGUGGGGGAGGGAGAUGAUGAAGGUCGUGCCCAUGGCUGAAGAAUACUGCAAGAAAACCAUUCGCCACAUGGCAG
This is a messenger RNA of Merops nubicus (carmine bee-eater), 646 nucleotides long. It is a transcript of the gene ADPRHL1, whose product is annotated as ADP-ribosylhydrolase like 1. NCBI's taxonomy places the organism in Eukaryota, Metazoa, Chordata, Aves, Coraciiformes, Meropidae. The record is from RefSeq and is a predicted model, not a curated record. The annotation marks the transcript as partial. The transcript is spliced from 5 exons.